GCCUCCCAAGUGCUGGGAUUACAGGGGCACACCACCACACCAGGCUUGUUUCUUUUUUGAGACAAGGUUUUACUAUGUGAUCCAGGCUCUCCUCUCGCUUCAGCCGUCCUUGGGGACCCUCUGGGAUCCAUGUCUGAGAUGAUUUGUUGGGGAGGGUGGGGGUGGGUUGUUCGGUAAAUCUUGUAGACCGGGCCCUUCUGGGGUCCUUUGACCAUAUGGGAAGUUCUCCAGCAUCCCUAGGCUCUCAGGAGUUCACAUACUGACUCUCCUGUGUGAGGUGCUCCUGGGUCAUUCUGGCGCCUGGCAGUAUGGGGUGUGUGGCGGAGAAGCAGGUGUGUCAAGGCGUGUUAGUUUUGAGACUGGGUCUCAUGUAGCUGAGACUGGCCUUGAACUCACUAUGUAGCUGGGGUGACCUUGAGCUCCUGCCUCAGCUGGAGUGCUCAGAUUACUGGCGCCAUCAUGAGACUGUUUCUUUUCUUUUUCUCAAGUCAGUCUAUCUUUGUGGCCCAGGCUGGCUUCAAACUCAUAACAAUCUUCCUGCCUCAGUGUCUGGGGUGCUAGGAUUAUGAACAUGUUCCACCAAACUCCGCUUACCCCAUGCCAUCACUAACCAGACUUCUAACGCUGGUUACCCCCCACCCACAAAGCAGGCAAAUUAAGGCCUCGCAGGUGUUUCUUCAGAGGAAAACGCGUUUUCACAGUGAUCUUUCAAACUAGGCAGCUCUCCCACAGUCCAGACAUCUGAAUGGGAAACUUGGGACAAUUGGUGACCUCUGGCCAGCUUUUCUGUGUGUAGAGGCUGGGACCAGCUCUUGUCCUAGUGUUGGCCCGAGACCCUGCCCAGUGCCUGCCUGUCCCACCCCUGUGGCUUCGUCAGCUGCCCAGUCUUUUGCCCUUCAGGUGCUGGAUACAGCCAGCUGCAGGCCAAGCCAGCUCAAAAUGGUUCUCAUUGGGCCUCUAUGGCAGAAACAGAACCCAAGGCUUCCAGCCCAGGGGGGCGGGGUCACCCAGGCUUCGGUCCCUCCGAGGAAAAGGAGGAAGAAGGCCUCCUGCAACCCUGAUAAACCUGACCCAUGAGCUCACCUCUGGGUGGCCAGGACAGGAAAAAAGGAUCAUGGAAGAUUUGAAUGUCCAUGUGGCCAAGGCUAAGCUGGCACCUAGUAAAAUUCUUUCUUCAAAAGCCAACAUCAUCACUCUCCAUGGAUAAUAAAUAAAAUCCUAAAUCAAGGUUACAGCUGGGACCCUUUAUCAAACACUGCCCCCUGCCCCUCCACCGGAUGGGGGGGGUACUGAGACAGAGGCAGCUACAGUAAGGAGGGGCAGAUGAGGGAGGAAGGCGGAGGUACAGUGGCUGUGGGCCAGCCUGGGUCUUGAACGGUGAAAUCCCUGGGCUCUUUUCCGCUCACUCCUCCAUUCCAGGUUUCUAGCUUUUGUGUGUUCGUUUUUUAAAGAUAGGAUCGUUCUUACAUUGUAGUUCAGGCCGGCCUCGAAGUCACGCCAAUCCCCCUGUUUCAGCUCAGCCUCUGGAAUUCCGGGAUUCAAGGAGGGCCACUAUGUAACUUGCCUGCUCCCUCGGGAGCGAGGUGGAAGUUUGCCGGGCAACCAAAGGCGUCACAGGGAGGCUGCCGACUAGUUGGCUUAGUGCCCCCCGAGGCGGGACGCUUCCGGCUGUUAGGGGAUUUUGUCAAGUGCAGAGGAGGGAAGGGAGUAGGAAGAAAGAAAAGCGACCGGGGCAGCUUGUCUCGGCUCCCCUGGGCCCUGACCCAGUCCUUUCCUCUGCACCCUCCCGGGCCAGCCACACCUAUGGUACCCCAAGCCCCUCUCUUCGUCCUUACCCCCUCCUCGGCUCUCGGGUGCUGGGAAGCAGCCGGCCGGGCAGCCCUCCAGGGCCUUCCCGGCCUCUGCACCCGGCCGGCAGCCGGCCAGGCCGCUCCCAGGGGAACCCACACCAGGACAGGGCGGGAGCGACACCGAGACCUCCUCCCCCCGGCAGGCACCCGUCCUGCCUACGCGGGGAAACCGGACUCUCUCUCCGGGCUCUGGUUUCUAGAAAACUCCUGACUCGGGCUGGCUAAGAAAGGCUUCCUGAACCUACCCCUCCCGCGCCCGGUGCACCUGAGACCCCCAGCCCUGCUUCUCGUCCUCCCCCCAGGACCUAGCCGGCCCCUCCCCACACACUCCUCUCCUUCCAGGACCCAGGGUUCCCCUCCUUCAUCUCCUUCCCUUUCCCUUUUCUCCUCCCCCUUUGUCCCGGGACACAAGUGCCCUCUCUGUUUCCCCUCUCUCCCCUUCUCGUGGUCUGCUCCCUUCUCCUCCCGCACCCCCAUUUCUCCAGGACCUAAGGAUCUGGGCCCCUGCGCCCCCAGACCCCCCUCCUGAGGCCAUGCAGGCCCCACCUUUGCACCUCCACAGACUCAGGUGUCCAAGCUCCCCCAGCCCAGCCCCCCUGGGCCCCGGCAUUCUUCCAGCCCUCUCUGUCUCCUAGCUAUUUCUCGCCCUUUAGAGCACUCGGGAGGAAUGUGGGGCGGCCCUGCGAUGCCUCCUGGGAGUCUUGAGCCUCCAUAAAGGGCUCCUCCUAGGAACCCACCUGUCCCCACUAGGGCCUGGCCAGAGCUACUGCGGUCGGUCCCAGUCCUGGGAGCGGGAGGAGGUCGCCGACAUGCCUGAGGCUAAACCAGCAGCCAAAAAGGCCCCCAAAGGAAAGGAUGCGCCAAAGGAAGCCCCUGCUAAGCCGGCUCCUGAAGAACCCCCCAAAGAGGCCCCCCCUGAGGGCCAAUCCCCGACUGCAGAGGAGCCCACAGGCCUUUUCCUGAAAAAGCCGGACUCUGUGUCAGUGGAGACUGGGACGGACACGGUGAUUCUGGCCAAGGUGAACGGGAAGGAGCUUCCGGGCAAGCCCACCAUCAAGUGGUUCAAGGGGAAGUGGCAGGAGCUGGGCAGCAAGAGCGGAGCCCGCUUCUCUUUCAAGGAAUCCCACGACUCUGCCAGCAAUGUGUACACCGUGGAGCUCCACAUUGGGAAGGUGGUCCUAGGGGACCGCGGGGAUUACCGUCUAGAGGUCAAAGCCAAGGAUGUCUGCGACAGCUGCCCGUUCAACGUGGAUGUGGAGGCACCCCGACAGGACUCAUCUGGUCAGAGCCUUGAGAGCUUCAAGCGUUCGGGUGACGGGAAGUCGGAAGAGGCGGGUGAGCUGGAUUUCAGCGGCUUGUUGAAGAAGAGGGAAGUAGUUGAGGAGGAAAAGAAGAAGAAGAAAGAUGAUGAUGACCUGGGCAUUCCCCCAGAGAUUUGGGAGCUCCUGAAAGGGGCCAAGAAGAGCGAGUAUGAGAAGAUUGCCUUUCAAUAUGGUAUCACUGACCUCCGUGGCAUGCUGAAGCGGCUCAAGAAGGCCAAGGUGGAGGUCAAGAAGAGUGCAGCCUUCACUAAGAAGUUGGACCCAGCCUACCAAGUAGACAGGGGCAACAAGAUCAAGUUGGUGGUGGAGAUCAGUGAUCCAGACCUUCCGCUCAAGUGGUUCAAGAAUGGCCAAGAGAUCAAACCAAGCAGCAAAUAUGUGUUCGAGAAUGUGGGGAAGAAACGAAUUCUCACCAUCAACAAGUGCACACUGGCGGAUGACGCUGCAUAUGAGGUGGCAGUCAAGGACGAGAAGUGCUUCACGGAACUCUUUGUCAAAGAGCCCCCAGUCCUGAUUGUCACCCCACUGGAAGACCAGCAGGUGUUUGUGGGUGACCGAGUGGAAAUGUCGGUAGAGGUGUCUGAAGAAGGCGCACAGGUCAUGUGGAUGAAAGAUGGUGUGGAGAUGACACGGGAGGACUCCUACAAGGCACGCUACCGCUUCAAGAAGGACGGGAAACGGCACAUCCUCAUCUACUCUGAUGUGACCCAGGAGGAUGGGGGCCGCUAUCAGGUCAUAACCAACGGUGGCCAAUGCGAGGCUGAACUCAUUGUGGAAGAAAAGCAACUGGAGGUCCUGCAGGACAUUGCGGACCUGACGGUGAAGGCCUCAGAGCAGGCUGUGUUCAAGUGUGAAGUGUCUGAUGAGAAAGUGACGGGCAAGUGGUACAAGAACGGGGUGGAAGUCCGGCCCAGCAAGAGGAUCACCAUCUCCCACGUGGGCAGAAUCCACAAGCUGGUGAUUGAUGAUGUCCGCCCCGAGGACGAGGGAGACUACACAUUUGUGCCUGAUGGCUACGCCCUGUCCCUCUCAGCCAAGCUCAACUUCCUGGAAAUCAAAGUGGAGUAUGUACCCAAGCAAGAGCCCCCGAAGAUCCAUCUGGACUGCUCAGGGAAGACCUCAGACAACUCAAUUGUGGUGGUGGCUGGAAACAAGCUGCGGCUGGAUGUGGCUAUCUCGGGGGAGCCGCCUCCCACUGCCACCUGGCUGAAGGGAGAUGAGGUGUUCACAGCCACGGAGGGCAGGACACACAUCGAGCAGAGGCCAGACUGCAGCAGCUUUGUGAUUGAGAGUGCAGAACGGGCGGAUGAGGGGCGCUAUACCAUCAAAGUCACCAACCCUGUGGGCGAGGAUGUGGCCUCCAUUUUCCUGCGGGUUGUGGAUGUUCCUGACCCUCCAGAGGCCGUUCGUGUCACCUCAGUUGGAGAAGACUGGGCCAUUCUGGUCUGGGAGCCACCCAAGUAUGAUGGAGGACAGCCCGUGACUGGGUACCUGAUGGAGCGGAAGAAGAAAGGUUCUCAGCGCUGGAUGAAGCUCAACUUUGAAGUCUUCACCGAGACAACCUACGAGUCCACAAAGAUGAUCGAGGGCGUCCUCUAUGAGAUGCGGGUCUUCGCCGUCAACGCCAUCGGUGUCUCCCAGCCCAGCAUGAAUACCAAGCCCUUCAUGCCCAUUGCCCCCACAAGUGCACCCCAGCACCUCACAGUGGAGGAUGUGACGGACACCACCACCACACUCAAGUGGAGACCUCCAGACAGGAUUGGCGCCGGCGGCAUCGAUGGCUACCUGGUGGAGUACUGCUUGGAGGGCUCUGAGGAAUGGGUCCCGGCUAACAAGGAACCCGUGGAACGGUGUGGCUUCACUGUCAAGGAUCUCCCAACCGGAGCCAGGAUUCUCUUCCGGGUUGUUGGGGUCAACAUUGCAGGGCGCAGUGAACCAGCCACCCUCCUUCAGCCGGUCACCAUUAGGGAGAUUGUGGAGCAACCCAAGAUCCGCCUGCCCCGCCACCUGCGUCAGACCUACAUCCGAAAAGUGGGGGAGGCUCUCAAUCUUGUUAUCCCCUUCCAGGGCAAGCCCCGGCCUCAGGUGGUGUGGACAAAGGGUGGGGCUCCCUUGGAUACCUCCCGAGUGAAUGUGCGAACCAGCGACUUCGACACGGUGUUCUUCGUGCGUCAGGCGGCCCGCUCUGACUCGGGCGAGUAUGAGCUGAGUGUGCAGAUUGAGAACAUGAAGGACACUGCCACCAUCCGAAUCCGGGUUGUGGAAAAGGCAGGGCCAGCUGAGAACGUGGUGGUGAAGGAGGUGUGGGGCACCAAUGCCCUGGUGGAGUGGCAGCCGCCGAAGGAUGAUGGGAACAGCGAGGUCACGGGCUACUUUGUCCAGAAGGCUGACAAAAAAACCAUGGAGUGGUUCAAUGUCUACGAACACAAUCGCCACACCAGCUGUACGGUGUCCGAUCUCAUCGUGGGCAACGAGUACUACUUCCGGGUCUUCAGCGAGAACAUCUGUGGUCUCAGUGACUCACCUGGUGUCUCCAAGAACACAGCUCGCAUCCUCAAGCCAGGAAUCACCUUAAAAUCGCUGGAAUACAAGGAGCAUGAUUUCCGAACGGCCCCCAAGUUCCUGACGCCGCUGACGGACCGGGUAGUGGUGGCGGGAUACGCGGCAGCUCUCAACUGUGCUGUCCGAGGCCACCCAAAGCCAAAGGUGGUGUGGAUGAAGAACAAGAUGGAAAUCCAUGAAGAUCCCAAAUUCCUCAUAACCAACUAUCAGGGCAUCCUGACGCUGAACAUCCGGCGCCCUUCGCCCUUUGAUGCAGGGACCUAUUCCUGCCGCGCCUUCAAUGAACUGGGGGAGGCCCUGGCUGAGUGCAAGCUAGAUGUCCGAGUACCACAGUGACAGCUCAUCAUCUGUCAGAAAAGUCAGCCGGACACCAGUCCUGCAACCCUGGGAUGGCAGUCACCUUUCUAGAAUGAUCAUUGUGAUAAAAUACUGUUCCUCAAA
Peromyscus leucopus (white-footed mouse) is the source of this 6175-nucleotide messenger RNA. It is a transcript of the gene Mybpc2, whose product is annotated as myosin binding protein C2. Bases 2660 to 6070 code for a protein of 1136 amino acids. Gene Ontology annotation, cellular component: nucleus. NCBI's taxonomy places the organism in Eukaryota, Metazoa, Chordata, Mammalia, Rodentia, Cricetidae. The record is from RefSeq and is a predicted model, not a curated record. Gene Ontology annotation, molecular function: DNA-binding transcription factor activity, RNA polymerase II-specific; sequence-specific DNA binding; protein binding. The transcript is spliced from 28 exons. Gene Ontology annotation, biological process: regulation of transcription by RNA polymerase II; cell differentiation.